Molecule: messenger RNA, 1504 nt
Organism: Prinia subflava (tawny-flanked prinia)
Lineage: Eukaryota; Metazoa; Chordata; Aves; Passeriformes; Cisticolidae
Gene: MED10
Product: mediator complex subunit 10
Exons: 5
Coding region: 48-551 (167 amino acids)
Biological process (GO): positive regulation of transcription by RNA polymerase II
Cellular component (GO): mediator complex
Molecular function (GO): transcription coregulator activity
Source: RefSeq, a predicted model, not a curated record
CAGGCGCCCCUGGGCGGAAGUGGCGCGGCCCGGGGGAGGCGGCGGCCAUGGCGGAGAAGUUCGACUCCCUGGAGGAGCACCUGGAGAAGUUCGUGGAGAACAUCAGGCAGCUCGGCAUCAUCGUCAGCGACUUCCAGCCCAGCAGCCAGACGGGGCUCAAUCAGAAAUUGAAUUUCAUGGUGACGGGCUUGCAGGAUAUCGACAAAUGCCGGCAGCAGCUUCACGAUAUCAGCGUGCCCUUGGAAGUUUUUGAAUACAUAGAUCAAGGCCGCAAUCCUCAGCUUUACACUAAAGAGUGUCUGGAGCGAGCUUUGGCUAAAAAUGAGCAAGUGAAAGGAAAAAUUGACACUAUGAAGGUGCAACAUUCUGCUUCUCUCUGGGUACGAGAUCACCAAACCUGUUCUGCAACUGUCCUGCAAAUGGAGAAGGAGCCACCUUCCAUGUGCCAGAAGUCAGGUUGUGGAAGGCUCCCUGUUCCAUAUGUGUUUGUGGGGUUCUUUGUGCAGCAGCUGGGGAGCAGCUGUGGGUCACAGGAGCCCCUGGGUGCUUGAGACAGCAUCCAGAGCAAAUGAGAGCAUGCGUUGGUGUUCUCCCUUCCAGCUGCCUUCCAGGUAGUCUACAAUUCCACUUCAAACAGCUCAUGGUGCCAAAAGGUAAAGAGAGGAUGUGGCACUUGUAAUCCAAACCUUUUCUUUUUGUUCCUGCCUCCCAGCUGCUAUGUCCCGAACAGCUCAUGGCCUAAUGAAACUUUUUAAUGAAAAAAGUUUUCCUAGUUUUUAAUGAAACUGGGAAACUUUUUGAGGAGACAAGAUACAGUCCCCAUUCUUAAGGCAGCAGAAAAAAUGAGCCCGAAUGCUGAAUUAUGAGGGAAAUUUUCUACCUGCUGUUACAGAAGGAGAUGGAACACUUUUGAGCAGCUGAAGAUCUGUUCUGGAAGCUUCCAGAGAAGACUAAGGCUUAAGAGUCAUAUGUGUACUGAAUAUUCUCCAUCAGCUUACUUUAGGCAGACUGUAGCUGUUCCAGGUAACAUUCAUUUAACUAAAAAAAAAGGUUUAUGAUUUACAUAUUUACAUCCAAGCCAGUCACAUCGAGCUCCAUGUGUACCCAGCAGAGAGAUGGGUUCGUGUCAACUUGAAGCAAAUAUUCGCAACAGGUUGUCUGGCUGAGCUGGCUCUUUAGAGUCAGCAUUUGGAUGCACCUUAACUCUCUUCAUGUUCUCCAUAGGGAACUCAUACAGCUCAAAAUAUGCUCCUCAGCUCUGUGCAGGAAAUUAGAUAGUUUUACUUGACUUACUCAACUACAUGGGGGGAUUUACCCACACUUUUGUGUUCUGAAAUCAGGCUGGUGUCACUUGUGCUCUCUUUGGGAGGAUGGAAUGUGUGAAAGUAUUCAAGGCUGUGAGGAACUCAAAUGUUACAGUUGUGUUUUAAAUAGCAGACUAGAGAAUCAUUCUUUGGCCUGUAAAAAAAAAUAAAAUUAUUGUCUAACAACCAGAAAAAUGUAA